AUGGCGUUUAACGGCCCGCUGCAGCGCCAAAGCGUCGUCGCUGGCAUGCGCUUAUCGGACGAAACGGCUAAUGUCCACUUCCACCACGCCUCCGGCCGCGCCCAAGACGUGCCUGUGCGGGUAUUGCCCCUUAUCCCCAUUGCUCUUUGGGGACUCAGCGGAUCUGGGAAAACGCAGGUCGCCCUCGAGUUUGCCUACCGACGAUCCGACGUCUACAUGGAAUAA
Colletotrichum graminicola M1.001 is the source of this 225-nucleotide messenger RNA. RefSeq lists its product as uncharacterized. The transcript has 3 exons. NCBI's taxonomy places the organism in Eukaryota, Fungi, Ascomycota, Sordariomycetes, Glomerellales, Glomerellaceae. Bases 1 to 225 code for a protein of 74 amino acids. The record is from RefSeq and is a predicted model, not a curated record.